This is a messenger RNA of Oncorhynchus nerka (sockeye salmon), 10808 nucleotides long. Its product is annotated as spectrin beta chain, non-erythrocytic 4-like. Bases 55 to 4893 code for a protein of 1612 amino acids. The record is from RefSeq and is a predicted model, not a curated record. Gene Ontology annotation, cellular component: cortical actin cytoskeleton; cell junction; cell projection. Gene Ontology annotation, molecular function: phospholipid binding; actin filament binding. The transcript is spliced from 20 exons. NCBI's taxonomy places the organism in Eukaryota, Metazoa, Chordata, Actinopteri, Salmoniformes, Salmonidae. Gene Ontology annotation, biological process: actin cytoskeleton organization; muscle cell development.
GGCUAUUUUUAUCUCCCCUAGCUGAGUGAUUGGGGACAGCCGGUAAAGGGAAAGAUGCUUAUGGGUGCGGGACGAGACACGGCGCGGGAUGAGGCCCAGAAGCUUCACCGGAAAUGGCUGAAGCACCAGGCCUUCAUGACCGAGCUGGCCCGCAACAAAGAAUGGCUGGCCAAGAUAGAGCAGGAGGGUCAGGAACUGAUCGAUGAGAAGCCGGAGCUGCGUUCGGUGGUGCAGCAGAAGCUGGAGGAGAUCCGGGAGUGCUGGACGGACCUGGAGAGCACCACCAAGGCCAAGGCCCGGGCUCUGUUUGAGAACAACAAGCCAGAGCCGGUGGUGAAGAGCUACUCAGACCUGGACCACCAGCUCUCUGGCCUGGAGAAACAGCCCCCUCAGCUGGAGCAGGCUCACCAUCUGCCCACCUUCAAUGAGCAGCUGCAUAAAUUCCAGUCUCAGAUGGGGGACUUGUACAAGGACGUAGGGGAACUAGGGUCCCUCCAGGGGGUGUGCCUCCCCCAGCGAGGCAGCCUGGAGAAAGGCAGGGAAGGAGAAGGGGGCGAGCAGCCAGCUGUGGUGGAGACCCGCAUCGUGCGCCUCAUCGAGCCCCUGAAGGAGAGACGUCGCAUUCUGCUGGCCUCCAAGGAGAUGCAUCAGGUCGCCCAGGACCUGGAGGAAGAGAUACUGUGGAUCCAGGAGCGGCUUCCUCUGGCUUCCUCUAAGGAUUACGGCAACAACCUGCAGAGUGUUCAGCAGCAUGUCAAGAUCAACCAGACGCUGCAGAGGGAUCUGCAGGGUCGCCGGGCGCGGGUUGAGGAGGUGUUGGACCGGGCGGGGAUCAUCGCCUCUCUGCGGACCCCUGAGGUGGACUUUGUGCGCGAGGGGGCAGGGCACGUGCGUCAGCUUUGGGAGGUGCUGAGGCUAGAGGCGGAGAGGAGGACUGUGAUGCUGGAUGUGGUGCUGCAGGCCCAGCAGUAUUACAGCGAGGCGGCCAAAGUCGAGUCCUGGCUGGCAGGCCAGAAACUGCACCUCAUCAGCGAGGAGAAGGGUAUGGACGAAGCAAGCACCCUGCAGCUGCUGAAGGAGCACCUGGCCUUGGAGGCGAUGGUGGAGAACUACGCUGAGACAGUGGGCAUGCUCUCCCAGCAGUGUCAGAGGCAGCUGGAACUGGCACACCCAGACAGUGAGGGGAUCACCAAGCAGCAGUCCCACAUAGACCGUCUGUACGUGUCUCUGAAGGACAUGGUGGAGCACAGGAAGACCAAACUGGAGCAGCAGUAUUGGAUGUACCAGCUCAACAGAGAGGUGGAGGAGUUAGAAAAGUGGAUCACUGAGCGGGAGGCCGUUGCCAGCUCCACUGAGCUGGGCCAAGACCUGGAAGAUGUCACGAUGCUACAAGAAAAAUUCACCAAGUUCUGCUCAGAGACCAACAGCAUAGGCCAACAGAGGAUGGAGCAGGUGAAUAAGAUGGUGAACGAGAUGAUAGACUGCGGCCACACGGACGCGGCCACAAUCGCUGAGUGGAAGGAUGGACUGAACGAGUCAUGGGCCGACCUACUGGAGCUCAUGGAAACCCGAGGACAGAUGCUAACAGCAUCAUACCAGCUGCACAAGUUCUUCACCGACUGCAAAGAGGUCUUGGUUCAGAUUGCGGGGAAGAUGAGGCAACUACCAGAGGUGAGGGCGUGCCAAGCCAGCAUCGCCAACCCGGCCACGCUGCAGAGGCUCAUGCGCUCUUUUGAGCACGCCCUCCAGUUGCUUGUCUCACAGGUAAGGCAGCUGCAGGAGAACGCGGCCCAGCUGAGGGCCAUCUACGCCGGGGAAAAGGCAGAGGCCAUCAUGAGCAAGGAACAGGAAGUGAUGUCAGCAUGGAAGGAGUUGCUGGUUUCCUGUGAGGCCAGUCGCGUGCAGGUCACCUCGGUGACAGACAAGGUCCAGUUCUUCUCAGUGGUGCGUGAGCAUCUCAUGUGGAUGGAAGGCAUCAUGGGACAGAUUGGAGGGGACGACCCCAGUGUGUUUCCCUCCUGUCUGACUUGGUCCUAUGGGGUGGCUUCUGCCAGGGAUUCGUCCUCUGCGGACGUGAUGAUGAAACAACAUGGUGAGCUGAAAGCCAAGAUGGACGGCCGCAGUAAGACCCUACAACAGUGUGUUGAGCUGGGAAAGAUCCUGUUGGCCGCAGGCAACCCAGCAGCUGAGGAGAUAAAGGAUAAGUUGGACACACUCCUGGCUAAGCAGAAGGAUCUCUCUGAGAGAUGGGACAAACACCAGGAAAAGCUACAGCGCAAGAAGGAUCAGUUCCAGUAUGCCCAGGAGACGGUGACGGCGGAGGCCUGGCUGAAGGCCAAGGAGCCGCUAAUCAACUCUAGCGAGGCCCAGGCUCAGACUGACGAGGUGGAGCAGCUCAUCCUCCGCCACGAGGCCUUCCGUAAGGCUGCAGCUACCUGGAAGGAGCGCUUCAGCUCACUGAGACAGCUCUCCAACGCAGAGAAGCUGAGAGAAGAACAGAGCAGCAAGCCUGCCCCAACGCCACUCUCCAGUCGGAGGAUGUUCCCAUCAUCCUGCCUCACUCCGACCUUUCCCCUUGCUACCUCAACUCUGCUGAGGCAGACGGUCCAGCUGCAUAUUGAGCCCAGGCCCAAGCAGACUAGUCUGGGGAUGGCUGCCUCUGCCUCCACUGCAGCCCAGAGGUUGGGUUCUACCAUGGCCAGCUACACUCCUGUCAUGAAUGGCUCCAGUUACCAUGGACUGGACCAUCAGAGCAGCAGCGGGGGGUUGGAGAGUUCUAACUACCCUGGGCUAAACCAUCAGGCCUGUGGAGGUGUGGACAGCAGCUCCAGUUACCUUGGAGUGAACCAUCAGACUGCCCCCCCGCCAGUGGAUAGUUCUGGCUACCUUGGACUGAACCAUCAAAGCAGUGGGGGUAUGGUUAGUCCAGGCUACCUACCUCAAAAUCAAAGUAGUGGGGGUAUGGGUAGUCCAGGUUACCUGCCGCAAAAUCAAAGCAGUGGGGGUAUGGGUAGUCUAGGCUACCUGCCGCAAAAUCAAAGUAGUGGGGGUACGGGUAGUCAAGGCUACCUACCGCAAAAUCAAAGUAUUGGGGGUAUAGUUAGUCCAGGCUACCUUGCGCAAAAUCAACACAGUGGUGGUAUGGGUAGCUCAGGCUACCUUGCACAAAAUCUAAGUAGUGGGAGUAUGGGUAGUUCAGGCUACUUGGCUCAAAACCAUCAAAGCAGUGGUGGUAUGGGUAGUUCAGGCUACCUGGCUCAAAACCAUCAAAGCAGUGGUGGUAUGGGUAGUUCAGGCUACCUGGCUCAAAACCAAGGUAGUGGGGUUAUGGGUAGUUCAGGCUUCCUUGCGCAAAACCAAUGUAGUGGAAUUAUGGGUAGUUCAGGGUACCUUGCGCAAAAUCAAAAUAGUGGUGGUAUGGGUAGCUCAGGCUACCUUGCACAAAAUCUAAGUAGUGGGGGUAUGGGUAGUUCAGGCUACAUUGCACAAAACCAAGGUAGUGGGUGUAUGGGUAGUUCAGGGUACCUUGCGCAAAUCCAAGGUAGUGGAGGUAUGGGUAGUUCUAGCUAUCUGCCUCAAAGUGGUGGGGUCAUGGACCCCAAAAUGGCAUAUGCGUGGCAGCAUCUGAAAGCCGACUGCAUGCAGCCCAGGAUCAACCAUAUCCACAAGGCUGUCAACCCCCUCCUGGAGGCCAGCAGGGCGCAGAGGGAACAGUUUGGGGACAUCCCCAUGGUAGACAUGAUCGGACCAGAGUCCGGCCUGGAGCUCCUCCAUGGCAGGCUUCAAAGGGACCCCCGCGGCAGCCGCUCCGACCCCCAGAUGGACCACCUGCGGCGGGAGAGGGAGUACAAGCUGGGCCGCCAGACCUCCAGCGAACAGGAGAUCCAGGCGCGGCUCAACGAGCUGCCAAUGAUCGUGCGUCAGGAGCGCUAUAGGCGACGCCUGGAGAGGCAGUCGUCCAGCGAGCAGGAGGGCAGUGGGAAGGCGAGGACACCAAGGCAGGACGACUCCAGCGACAUGGAGUCAGCCAAGGAAGGCUCUGACAAACGCUCAACAGAGAAGAGAGCCACCACCAUGGCUGAGAUUGUGGAGCAGGCCCAGGAGAGAGAGGCAGCACAAGCCAGAGGGGAGACAUACCGCCCCACCAGCAGCCUCUCAGCACCCGUGACCUACGAGCGCCCGCGCGCCCGAGACCGCCCCAAACCCCGCAGGAGACCCCGCCCCAAAGAGCUUGAGGAGAAGCGGCGCUCUCGCUCCGCUCCAGCCCAGAGUCCGGCGCAACUCUUGCCGCCCUCACACACUGCCCAUAACGAAGGCUUCCUGUACCGCAAACACGACUUUGAGGGCCAGCAAAAGAGUCCCAGCAGUAAGUCGUGGGUGAACUUGUAUUGCGUGUUGUCAAAAGGAGAGAUCAUUUUCUACAAGGACGCCAAGAGCAUCACCACACCUUACAAUGAAGAAACCCCACUCGACCUGAGCGUCUGUAUAUGUGAUAGCACCAUGGGAUACAAGAAGAAGAAAAAUGUCUUCGUUAUCAAGAAAAAUGAUGGCAAUGACUAUAUUUUCCAUGCAAAGGAUGAGGAGGACCUGAAGGCUUGGGUCACUAACAUCACCACCAGUAUAAGUGAACACGAGGAGAUCGCCAAGUGGGACAAACCCACGACCUCGUCCACAGAUCCCGACCGCUCGGAGAGGAAAGAGAAGUCAGAGGGGGAUGCAGAUGCCAGGUCAGAGAGAUCUGAGAUGGGAGGAGAAGAGGAGGAAGAGAGGUCUGAGAAGGGAGAGGGGUCCGAGAAGACAGGCGAGGGCUCCGAGAAGGCAGACACGUCGGAGAGGGGUGAGAUGGCAGAGGGAGGGGCAGGGGGCUCCAGCACGUCAGGGAAGAGCAAAUGAUCCCCGCUAAGUGGAGGAGUGGACUGCAUCCAACCAUCUGCCCGCUCCAUCCUAACAUUACCCUAAGACACCAGACGGUGGUGAGCAAGCGAGACGGAGGGAGAGUGUGUGCAUUUUUGUGCAUAUCUUCUCUCUCUUUCUCUCUCUCUAUAUAUAUCUCUCUGUCUCUCUCUCUCCCUGUGACAUCCUGAGGCUUGUGUCCUUGGACUACCUAAUGUUAACUGUGACAGACUGAUCUUUCAGCCCCUAUCCCAGGCAAAAUACAUCAAUGCUUGUAUUGCAUUUUGGCCCUUGCUGGUAGGUUGGAGGAUGGUGGAGAUGAACCAGCGCCACCGUGUGGUCACAGGCAUUCAUCACAGUCACAACUCAUUGAUAAUUUAUCUCUUGGAUUCACAGCAUCUCUCAGUAUAUAUAUAUAUAUAUAAUAUACCUAUGACUGACUAUGUAAUGCUCUAGAAAAACCCAAGCAAUGGUGAAUGAAAUGUCUCACAAUAUUUUGAAAACGCUUUUUUUCUGAAGCAAUAUACUUUUUUAUUUCUUCUCUAUGUUUGAGAGAGAGGGAAAGGAGACAAGAAACAGUUACUUAUUGUUAAUUGUAUGAUUGGUCACAUUCAUCAUCAGCUUGUUUCCAGCAGGUCAGCAGCACCUUAAACACUUUCAACACAUCUGUGUAUACUCAGCAUAUUGACAUUUCAAACUCACCUCAUCUCUAUAUCUGAGUCAUGCUGUCAUGAUGGAAUGCUGUGUGUGUUAAUAAUGGAAUUGAUCAACACACAUGUUUCUCUUCUGAACGUUUGGAUUAAUCGUGCACAGGCCCAUGGCAUGCCAGGAAUAAAGGUGAACUAGAGUUGCCAACGUAAGCAAAACUCAAUCACCCCCAAGAGUCUAUUUGAGGAGGCCAAACUUAACCCACUUGUAGUGCCAGGCCUGUGUCUACAUCUCACUUAUUAAAUCUAACCAUCCAUGGCAUGACAUUGUAUAGUGCACCUUUUACUUUAAUGAAAAGUAAUGUUCUUCAUGGUCUUGAAGUUGACCAGUUCUGAAAUGAAUUUGGCUGUGCAAUAAUUUAAUCUAAAGGAAAGUACUGUGUAUAAUGCUAACAUCGUGGUAUAAUUCUGGAAUACUGAAGAACGUUCUAAAGGCUUCUCUUCAGGGAUCUUAAACUCUCCCCACAUGAAGUAUGGUGAUAGGAAGAUAUGUUUUAAUGACAGAGCAGAGAAAGUUCCCCACAUUACAAGCCCAAGUCAGACAUCCUUCAUGCUUCUUUCGAGUUCUAUUUGAUCUGAGACAAGAAGCAGUAUAACCUCAUUGCUGUUUUUAUUAUAUUACUGCAAUAUAUUUCAUAAGGAUUGUAAUUGUUGCACUAGUGAAAAUACAAUAGUAACAUCAAUAUUAGAUGAACCUCAGAGUAUAUUAUUAACUACUUCUCCCUCCCUGUUUUCUUUCACUCUGAGUUGAAACCAAUAGAAAACAAUUGUCAGUCAGAGGGGAUUUAUCUAGUCAUGAAAUUGUACAUAAGCUACAUGGCCAAAGGUAUGUGGACAAAGGCUCCUGAGUGGUGCAGUGGUCUAAGGCACUGCAUCUCAGUGCUAGAAGCGUCACUACAGACCCUGGUUCAAUUCCAGGCUGUAUUACAACUGGCAGUAAUUGGGAGUCCCAUAGAGCGGCGCACAAUUGGUCCAGCGUUGUCCGGGUUAGGGUUUGGCUGGGGUAGGCCAUCAUUAUAAAUAAGAAUUUGUUCUUGACUGACUUGCCAAGUUAAAUAAAAGGUUAAAUAAAUAAAACUGCUCGUUGAACAUCUCAUUCCAAAAUCAUGGGCAUUAAUACGAAGUUGGUCCCCUUUUUGCUGCUAUAACAGCCUCCACGCUUCUGAGAAGGCUUUUUUUGAGGUCAGGGCUCUCUCUGUGCAGGCCAGUCAUGUUCUUCCACAAUGAUCUUAACUAACCAUUUCUGUAUGGACCUUGUUUUGUGCACGGGGGCAUUAUCAUGCUGAAACAGGAAAGGGCCUUCCCCAAACUAUUGCCACAAAGUUGGAAGCCCAGACUUGUCUACAAUGUCAUUGUAUGCUGUAGCAUUAAGAUUUCCCUUCACUAGAACGAAAGGGCCUAGCAUGAACCGUGAAAAACAGCCCCAGACCAUUAUUCUUCCUCCACCAAACUUUACAGUUGGCAAUAUGCAUUGGGGCAGGUAGCGUUCUCCUGGCAUCCGCCAAACCCCAAUUUGUACGUCGGACUGCCAGAUGGUGAAGCGAGUCCAAUGGCGGCGAACUUUACACCACUCCAGCCGACGCUUUGUAUUGCGCAUGGUGAUCUUAGACUUGUGUGCGACUCCUCCGCCAUGGAAACCCAUUUAAUGAAGUUUAAUGAAGUUAUUUAAUUUAAUGAAGUCGCUCUGGAUAAGAGCGUCUGCUAAAUGACUUAAAUGUAAAUGUAAGUUAUUGUGCUGACUGCAUCCAGAGGCAGUUUGGAACUCGGUAACGGACAGACGAUUUUUACGCACUACGCGCUUCAGCAUUCGACAGUCCCAUUCUGUGAGCUUGUGUAGCCUACCACUUCGCGGCUGAGCCAUUGUUGCUCCUAGACGUUUCCAAUUCACAAUAACAGCCCUCACAGUUUACCGGGGCAGCUCUAGCAGGGCAAAAAUGAGACAAACUGACUUGUUGGAAAGGUGGCAUCCUAUGAUGGUGCCACCUUGAAAGUCACUGAGCUCUUCAGCAUGGGCCAUUCUACUGCCAAUGUUUGUCUAUGGAGAUUGCAUAGCGGUGUGCUGGAUUUUAUACACCUGUCAGCAACAGGUGUUGCUGAAAUAGCCGGAUCCCCUAAUUAUCAAGGGGUGUCCACAUACUUUUGGACAUGUAGUGUAUCUUUGAAUGUUUACGAAUAAAUUCUAUACUCUAAUUAACGGAGUUCUAUGUACUGAAGUGGGUUAAGGUUAAAACAUUUCUCUUAACUCCACACAAAUGAAAUGGGGAAAACUCAUCAGUCAAUUACGAUAUUACUGUUUAUUCCAUUUAAAUGAAAAUAUGCAGAUUAGGAGUCAUCUUUCAAAGGAUAUAUACACCAAUAUCUAGUUACAUUUGACACUUUACAAGGGAAAAGAGUGCUGGACAGGUACAUUUGUUGUGUAUUUAUAAAUGUGCGUAUUUCAAUGAACUGAUCAUACGGACUUGAUACAGACAGUUUUUUCUAUUAGUAGCUGAAUCCAGUCAGGCAAGUGAAAUAUUAUAAGAACAGUCCUGUUGCGAGGGAUAAGUCUACAGACCAUUUACUUGAACGGGUUAAAUGGCUUGAAUGAUAACAAAGAACUUGGUAGACUAAAUGCUACUGUAGUUUAUUUGUUAACUCUGGAGCUGAUCAGUCUGGUAUCCAGGCUACACACGUUUUAGCUGUGACUCUUGGGUUGUGACUUCAAAGCUAAAUACAACCAUACAUCCCACUAUUUCUUUUUUUGCUUAAGCCUCGGUCAUAUUGGAUGAUUAAUUAUAAACAUAUUGACAAGAACAUUCAUAAACACAAAGAAAAUGUAAGGUUAGUUAGUACUGUACAACUCAUAAACUUCAACAGCCAGCAUAGUUUGACAUUUGGUCGACUGUGUUUAUUUUUUAUGUCACUCUGAACUUCCAAGUUUCAAAUGGGCCACUUUUUACAGAUAUGUUUUAUCUGAUUCCCAAAUGCCCCAUAUCAUGGACCUGCCAAAUCAAACAUUACUGCUUAAACUGGUUUGUGUGUAAUGUAGUGUUAGUUAUAACCAAAUAUAUAAAACAAAUAUAAAAAAUACAACCUUAUCAAGCCUUAUCCCCAAAACAAUGGAAACCAGUAUUUUGAAAGUGAAUUAAUUUAACAAAAGACACAAUACAGACUGUUCCAUUUGACUCAGGAUGCAAAUACUGGCACUUAUUGACUUUGGCAUUAAAGUGUUAUGACACACGCAACAGUCAGGACUCUAACUGCAGCUUGUUGAUUAGACGCAGUUAACUUAUUGGUAACACUUGAAAAUGUCACAAUAUAUGUGUUAUGUCCUCUGUCACAACGUGGGAAAGAAACUUUUGCGAAACUGUCAAUUACAGUAUAACAACAAACGGUCUAUUGUAGGUGGUUAUUAUAGGUACCACACCAUUCUAUAUUACAGGCUUUAAAAACUAAUGGUACCUAAAAUUGUCAUCUAUUUGUAGGCCUAUAGCCAGUUGUUUUUAGUGUAACCUACCCCUCCGGAAUUGAGCCUUUCAUUGCAAUACAUAUUAGUUAGUUAAACACUAGUAGCUGUUUCUUUUAUUCUCCUCUGUGGAAGGAAAGAGAGGCUCUACUUUGCACAUGAUGUAUAGUUCCUCCAAUAUAAUUAUAAUGAUAAUUAUAUGGUUGUAAUUCUAUUCAUUCCAAUUCUAUGGUUCCUCCAUCUACAUUCUUAUCAGAGAAAUCCCCAUUGUCUUAGCACAUCGAUUCCGCCUGCACUGAUGAGCGUUGCGUUUGGAGUGACACGAUCUGACGUUAGACAAUGAGAAAUCCUGUCACUUCAUGAAUAAAACAGGUUAAUGAUACUACAGUACCUACCAAACAAACAAAAAUACUACAAAACCUACUAAACCCACAGAAACAAAGCUCUUGACCUCAUUGCUGGUGAGAAGUGUUUUUGUGAUUUUGUGUGUUUGUGUUUUUCUUGUCUCAGAUACAGUGUACCUUAAUGAUACCUAUACUUUGCUGCUAUGACAUUUUCUCUAUGUAAACCUCCUUACUUGCUGAUGCAAAAUUGACAUGAACAUUGAUGUAUGCUUGACACAGAGGUGUUAAACCAAGAUUUUUUCUAAAAGUCAACAUCAACCAUCCUCCACAGAUCACUAGACACAUGAUGCAUUCUAUAUAGUAGUGGGAGUGAUUAAGAAAUUCCUGACGUUGCAGCCAUUCACAGUGUAUAAAAAUCUAAGUCAAUUUACUUGAUUGACUAGAGAAAGUUAAGAGAUUCCUGUGUAAGGGAUUAAACUCAGUAUAAAUAAAUAAAUAAAUAAAAGAGAGUACAAUUUUUGAGAUAUGCUUUCAUAAAGGUCCAUUAUCAUGAUUUUGAGGGGGUAUACAUACUGUCAUUAUAAUACCUCAUGACAUAAUCACCAAUUAGCAUAGGAAAACAUUUAUUAGAAUUCAUGGACUUAAUCCAUAUGACCAGCUAUGAGCUCCAUGCUCCAAUCUCCACUUCUUAAUGCCUUUGUGCAUUUAACACAUGGAGCAAAAUGUCAUGUGUCAUGAUGAUACACUUAUAUAGGCAUAAUGACACAGUUAUGCAUACACUUUCAACUAAAGUAUUCCCUGUAUUUAACUAAGUCAUUUGAUUUAUUUUUUGUAAGAUGAAAAAUGCUGUCAGUGUCUUCCACACCUUGUAGUAUUCAUAAUGCCAUCUGGGGAUAGUAACAGAACCACAUAGCUCUGAUAACCUAAGUGAUUAAGUCAGUGAUGGAUGUCAACUGAAGGGCUGGUCUUUAAAAAUAAAAAAAAGUUUUCUGUUUAGAGUUAAUAACGCUUCAGAUCAUUAAGCUUGAAAUCUUUGCUUGGUACAAAAUAAAAAUGUUUUAGCCCUCUAAUAGCAGAUCAGUGAAAGGCUGAAACGCAGCAGUGCUACCCGCAGUUUUCAAGAUGUGCAAGUGGAAACAUGAAUAAUUGAUGAUGUGGAAGAAGAAAUGUCAUGCAACUUUUGUUUUGCACUAAAGCACUGCCCCAUUGCACAGUGUAAAAUGCUAGUGGUGACGCAGGGUCUAUAAGAAAUAUACAUGUAUACAGUAUUGCACAAAGUCUGCACAACUCAAUGUAAGUAUUUUAAGAAUGUACAUUUUAAUUCUGAUUUGUUUAUUAAAUAGACUGGAGUAACAUCUGCCAAUAUCUGUCUGUUGAAAUAUGAAACAUAUUGUCUCAUAAACUCUGUUCAUCCCUUAA